CUGGUGCCCUGGUGCCCUGCUGCCUGCUGCCCUGCUGCCUGCUGCCCUGCUGCCCUGGUGCCUGCUGCCCUGGUGCCCUGCUGCCCUUGCUUUCCGUGGGCUCCGGACCGCCGAACGAAGGGUUGCUGCUGCUGGGGAGGGUCCUCUCACUUCCUGUCCGUCUCCAUUACAUUUUCAAAGCACUGAGAGUUUCCAGCGGAGUAUAUUUGCAGGAUACGUCAGUUUCUUGACAUCGUGUCUGUGUUCAACUACUUAAAACUUCCCCCCCCCCCCGUAACCGUAUUGAGUGUUUGAACUAAAUUCACAUGGCUCCAGCGAGCCGGCCAGGCCCCGUGCAAGUCCCCAUCAGGAACAUGAGGUUUCUUACUACACACGGUCCAACCGGUGCGACCUUAAACACAUUUAUAGCGGAGCUUAAGAAAUACGGAGUUACUACAAUAGUAAGAGUAUGCGGAGCGACCUACGACACUGCUCUUGUGGAGAAAGAGGGCAUCCAGGUCCUGGAUUGGCCUUUUGGUGACGGUUCAUCGCCAUCUAACCAGAUUGUGGACGACGGGCUAAGUCUCGUAAACGUCAGAUUUCGCGAAGAGCCCGGUUGUUGUAUUGCUGUUCACUGCGUUGCAGGUCUCGGGAGGACUCCAGUGCUCGUGGCCUUAGCACUAACUGAAGGUGGAAUGAAAAACGAAGAUGCGGUACAGUUUAUAAGACCAAGCGACGCGGAGCUUUUAACAGCAAGCAACUUUUGGAUUUGGAGAAAUGCCGUUCCCAAAUGCGGCUGCGCUACAAAGACCCCAGUGGUCAUAGGAACAACUGUUGCAUUCAAUAAAACUUGGCUCCCUGAUGCUGUUGCCUUGGAAAUGGAACUUGAGACAGGACUUCCUUGUGGAAAAUCGGAUUUAGUGUCUAAACCUAAAAGUACUCCUUUCAGAAAAUUAAAGACCAGACUGUCAGCUGCUAGAAGGGAGAGAUCUUCACCUGUUUGCCACAAGCAAUUAUUAAUAAGUGGAUUGAGGAGAGGUUCCUGUGUAGUUGAUGGACACUGUUCAUGAAAUGAUGGAGCUGACCUGCCCCGCAACACUAGGAGAAAGCUGCCCUAGUGGGGCUUAUCCUACAACAGGUUGCCCUGGCAACGUGGUCAAAAUCAGUGGCUGGAAGAAUCCGUGGCCUGUCAUGGUCCAUGAGCCUAGUUGCAGAUGGCUUUGGUGGCAUCUCCUCUGUUCUAGGCAUCAUGUGGGCACUGCUGGGAAGCAAGGGGCAGGUAAGCUAUGUCCCCUCA
Messenger RNA from Canis lupus familiaris (dog), 1276 nucleotides. Its product is annotated as protein tyrosine phosphatase type IVA 1-like. Gene Ontology annotation, biological process: protein dephosphorylation. Lineage: Eukaryota; Metazoa; Chordata; Mammalia; Carnivora; Canidae. The record is from RefSeq and is a predicted model, not a curated record. Gene Ontology annotation, molecular function: phosphatase activity. Gene Ontology annotation, cellular component: nucleus.